Messenger RNA from Paramecium sonneborni, 4154 nucleotides. Lineage: Eukaryota; Ciliophora; Oligohymenophorea; Peniculida; Parameciidae. The record is from the annotation of a GenBank genome assembly.
AUGAUAUCCAUUUGGCAAUAAGCCACUGUGGUUUUCCAUAAAAAUUUAACUAUUUAUUACCAAGAGAAGUAAUUUAGACAAGAGUUCUUCGCAGCUCUUCUUGUAUUUAUUAUACUUCUCGUUGGAAGUAAGAAUAUACGAAAUAUCCAUUAUUAGAAGAAACAUCAAGUCCUGCACUCCUUUAAGUGGGAGCUGAAUUUUUACCAAUGACUCUAUUGAUAAGUUCAAGGUAUAUAGUCACUUAAAUGAUAUCAGAGAAGAGCGAUAGAUAAAAAGAAAUCUAAAAAGUAUUCAUCCUUGAAAAUAUUAGAUCAUGGGUUUAAAAUAAUCAGCAUACUAGUUAGGCUGGUUUCUAUUCAACUUUGCAAGAAUAAUGGCUGUCUCUUUAUUUUUUCUUGUCCUAGCUGUACCUACAGGAUGUUUUGGACCUUAAGAAGAAUAAAAAACCAUAGACUCUUAAACAGUGAUAAUUUACUACUUUAGUCCAAUCUAAAUCAUUGGUAGCUACAUAUUAUAUGCUAUGGGAUUGACAGCUUAAUAGUAUUUCUUAACAACAUUAUUUGAUCAACCAAAAAAUGGAGCUGAUGUAUCUAUGCUUCUGAAUAUUUUUGGUUCAAUUUGUUCAGCUUUAUUAAGUCUACCUUAUUUCUAAAAGUAAAUUUCAAAAUAAUUUCUAGAAAUUCUUGGAUUGUAAUCUUAUUUGGAAUUAUUUUUCCAACAUUUUUAUUUGAUAUCUAUCCUUAUAAUCAAAUUCUAGGAAUCGUUAAUAAAGGCACAAAACCAAAAUUAGAACCUUCUUUGUACUUUGGAUUAUAGGGAGCUGAAAUAAUUUUCUAUGGAAUAUUGUAUUUAUAUUUAGAAUUAGUUUUGCCAAAUGAAUAUGGAACAAAUAAACAUCCUUUGUUUUUUAUUGGAAAAAAAUAUGAAACUUAAGAAGAAGAAAUUUCAAAUUAGUAUGAAUUAACGAAUUUGAAUAAGCCCUUUAUUAGCGGAAGAUAAUCUGAAAUUUAAGAAGAUAAUAGUUCAGCAAUUUAUCAUGAAGUUUUUUAUAAUUAAAAAUAAGUUAAAGUAUUAAUAAAUAAAAAUUAUAUUAGAGAGCAAUUUCAAUAAAAAAUGUAAAGAAGAGUUUUAAUGAUCUCAUAGCAGUAAAUGGUGUUACUCUCCAAAUAUAUGAAUCUUAAAUUUUAUGUUUAUUAGGACAUAAUGGAGCAGGGAAAACCACUUUAAUUUCAAUAUUAACUGGAUUAAUAAAAAGGAAUAGUGGAACUAUAAAUUAUUAUGGAACAGACACUGAUUUCGACAUAAUAAGAAAUUAUUUAGGUUUUUGUCCUCAAAAAGAUACUCUUUAUGAUAGUUUAAAUUGUGAUUAACAUUUAUAUUAUUAUGGAAGAAUAAAAGGAAUUGAUGAAAAAGAAUUACAAUUAGAAAUAGAUUAGAUAAUUACAAAAUGUGAUUUAUUAAAUGAUAGAAUGAAAUUAGCAAAAUAAUUAUCAGGAGGAACAAGAAGAAAAUUAAGUUUAGCAAUAUCGUUGAUUGGUAGAUCAAAAGUAAUAUUUCUUGAUGAACCAACAUCUGGAAUGGAUCCAAUAUCAAGAUAAAAAAUAUGGGAUAUUUUAACAUAAGUGAAAAAUGAAGGGAGAUGUUUAGUAUUGACAACUCAUCAUUUAGAUGAAGCAGAAGUAUUAUCUGAAAGAUUGGCAAUAAUGGCUAAAGGUAAGUUACUUACUGUAGGAUCAGUAGAUUUUAUUAAAAUGAAUUUUGGAAUUGGAUAUCAUUUAAAUUUAUAUGAUAAAUCAAACAAUCCAUAAAUUUGGAGUGAGAAAAGUAAGAAAUUAACAAAUAUUGUUUAAUAAUUUAUUCCAUAAGCAAAACUUAGUAGUUAAACUUCUUAGGAUAGUUUAGGAUUUUAGGUUCCUUUCAAAUAAAAGGAUAAAUUCUUACCAAUGUUUGAAUAAUUAGAAAGAGAUUAGUUCAUUUAAAUUAAUUUGAUGAUGAAUACUUUAGAAGAAGCUUUUAUAAAUAUAGGAAUGGAUGAAGAAGCCUUCCUGAAUAAAGCAUCUGGUAAGAAUAUAUAGAAUGAAGAUUCUAAAAUUAAUAUCGACAUAACAGAAGAAUUUAAUAAAAUUAUACCUCCUGAAUGUUUGAGUUAACCACCUAAGUAUAAUUUUGGUUUAUAGCUUUGGGCAUGCUUCUUAAAAAAACAUUAUACAAUGACACCCAAAAGAUAUCUAAUGUGUAUAUUUAUGCCAUCAUUUUUUGCAAUAUUAGGACCAGUUAUAUCAAAAAUUACAUUCAAUGCUAUAGAACCUACAUUAAAUUAAGACACUAAUGCAAUAUAAUAAGUAUAUGGAGAGAUUGCUUUAAUUGAUAUAUAUGUUUAUCUACUUAUUGGUGCUUCUAUGGCAAGUUCUUAAAUAGGAAGUGCUCCCGUAGAAGAAAGAGAAAAAAAAUAGAAGUAUGCUUUAAAUGUUAUGGGAUGUCGAACAUUACCAUAUUGGUUUGGAUAUUAUUUAUAUGACAUAAGUGUUUGUAUCAUUGUGAUGGUUAUAUUUAUCAUCUCAGUAAAUGUUUGUGAUGUUCAAGUAAUUAAUAAUGGAAAUGUUUAUGGACUUGUAUUUUGUUGCUAUUUAGCUUAUAUACCACUUUCAUAUAUAUUAUCAUGGCUUUUUACUUCAUUUUUAUCAGCUGUAAGAUCUUUAGUUUUAAUUCAGAUUUUUGGCUUCUUUAUGAUUGCAUCAGUUAUUUAUGUUGUAAGUUUUAAAAUUAAUGUAAUACUUUGGAUUCUAUCCUUUUUGUGUCCUUCUUUAGCUACAUUUAGUGGAUUUAUUACAGUGUAUAAUAAAAUUAUCAUAAAUGAUAACUCAGAUACUGAUGAAAGUAAUAAUGAUAUGCCAUUUUAAAAUGUUGAUCCUUUUGUUUUUAUGAUUAUCAUGAUUUUCUAAGCUUGUCUCUAUUUUUUAUUUACAUACAUGAUUGAUAAUAGAGAACUUUUGGGUGCUAAUUCUGGUGGGAAUUUAAGUGUAAAUUAGGAUGAAGAUGUUAUUACAGAAGAAAAGAGAGUUGAAAUAUAAAGUUGUCAAGAUAGAGUAAUUGCUAGAAAAAUAUCAAAAACUUAUGCUAAUGGAUUCUAAGCAGUAAAGGGAACAUCAUUUGGAAUAGAACCAGGAUAAAUCUUUGGAUUAUUGGGCCCUAAUGGAGCUGGUAAAUCAACUACUUUCAAUAUGAUUACAUCAAAAUUAAAACCAUCAACUGGAACUAUAUUAUUAGAAUAAUAAGAAGUUAAAAAAGGUUUAGGAGAUGUUUAUUAAAAUGUCGGAAUAUGUCCUUAAUUUGAUAGUUUAUAUGAUAUUGUUAAUGUUAGAAAACAUCUAUAAAUUUGGGCUUAUUUAAAAGGUUUAAAAGGAGAUGAAGUAAAUUAAACAAUAUAAUACUUUAUGAAAGUUAUGUAAUUAACAGCAUAUGAAAAUACAUUAGCUUCAUAAUUAAGUGGAGGAAAUAAAAGAAAAUUAUGUGUUGCUUUAGCUUUAAUAGGUGGAACCAACAUGUAAUUUUUUGAUGAACCAUCUUCUGGAGUAGAUCCUAUUGCUAGAAGAUUUUUAUGGAAUGCUAUCUAAUAAGGAGUUAAAUUAAGAUAAAGUUCUGUUAUUUUAACCACUCACACUAUGGAUGAAGCAGAAAGUCUUUGUAAUAAAAUUGCAAUCUAAGUCAAUGGAAGAUUUGCCUGUUUAGGAUCAGUUUAACAUUUGAGAUCUAAAUUUGGAGAUGGAUAUAGAGUUUUAAUAGAACCAAUUAAUAAUUUAGUAAUUAUAUUUAUAAUCUUUUUUAGGAUAAUGGAACAGCUAUCAUUUAAGAAAUUAACAAGUAUUUUGGUAACAUUUAUGUUGUUAAUGAUAUCCAUACAGCCAAAAUUAUAUGCAAAUUUCCAUUAGCAGAAUUCUAAUUCCAUCAGACCUUUUAUUUCUUUUAAGAAAAAUUACAAAAAGAAUUUAAGUUAAUUAAAGAUUUCUAAAUCAGUCAACCUAAUCUUGAAUAAAUCUUUAUGUAAUUUGCAGCAUAACAAAUAAUUGAACCUGAUGUUUAAAAAUAAGAACCUCCGAGUCGUUGUCAUGUAGUUGCAUUAUGUGGAAAUGAUGAAGAUGAUUGAUAUUAAUGUA